Messenger RNA from Amaranthus tricolor (Joseph's coat), 5982 nucleotides. Its product is annotated as disease resistance protein RGA2-like. Gene Ontology annotation, molecular function: ADP binding. Lineage: Eukaryota; Viridiplantae; Streptophyta; Magnoliopsida; Caryophyllales; Amaranthaceae. The record is from RefSeq and is a predicted model, not a curated record. The transcript has 3 exons. Gene Ontology annotation, biological process: defense response to other organism. The coding region runs from base 103 to 3435 and encodes 1110 amino acids.
UGUUUACCAUUCUUUAUUCACCAUUUCCAAACUCGUACCAUUUAUUUCUUUCUUGCUAUCUCUCUUUCCUAAGUUUUUCUAUCCCUUGAAAUCUGAUCAAUUAUGGAAGUCGCAGGAACAGCUUUGUCUGCUAUCCAAACUAUUCUUUCUGCAUUGCAAUCUCCUCAUCUUAAAAAAAUCAUUUCAAUCUAUGGCUAUGAAUCCAAACUUGAUGAACUCCAAAGCACCGUCAACAUCAUCAACAAUGAGCUUCGCAAAGCCCAGUCCGCGCAGGAGCUCCCAGAUGAUGUCCAAGGAUGGAUCGAGGAUCUUAAGGAUGUUGUUUUUGAAGCGGAGGAUUUGCUCGAUGAGUUUGUCACUCUCGCCGAGCAGAACAAGCACUUGAAGGCUGACGGUACAAUAUCCAAGAAGAUGAAGCGCUUCCUUUCUCGUUCUAACCCUUUUCUUGUUGCUUUCAAGAUGUCUAAAGGGGUGGACAAGAUUCGGAAGAAGUUGGAUGCUUUUGCUUACAACAAGCAGUUUAUCAUGGAGUUUAAUCAUGAGCCUAUCAAGUAUAGAAAGCCUGAGACUUGUUCGUAUGUGGAUGUUGCUGAAAUCAUUGGAAGAGAAGGCGACUUGGAGCAUAUUGUUGGUAGGUUGCUUGAUUCUGAUGUUCAAACUGAUGUUUCUUUCCUGUCUAUUGUGGGUAUGGGAGGAUUAGGCAAGACUGCUCUUGCACAGCUUGUGUACAGUGAUAAAAGAGUUGAAAGUGCAUUUAAUUUGAGACUGUGGCAUUGUGUCUCUGAUCAAGAUCAUAAACAGUUGAACAUUACUGGGAUUCUCGGAGCAAUUUUAGCUUUAUGUACAAAUGAGAAAUGCACAGAUCAAUCCUCCUUGCAGUAUGUGCAAAGUCGACUUCAAAAGGAAUUAUCGAAUAAGAAAUACUUGCUUGUUUUAGAUGAUGUGUGGACUGAAAUUCGCAAUCAAUGGAUUGAACUAGUAAGUUUGUUGAAAGUAGGUCAAAAGGGGAGUUGGAUUGUGGUGACUACACGUUCACAAGUGACAGCAAACUUCAUGGGAUAUGAUUCAAUGUACCAGCUUCAAGGCUUGAAAAAGGAAGAUUCAUGGAGCUUGUUUGAGAAGGUAGCUUUUAGUUCAGAGCAGUGGAAUCAUCAUGAUGACUUGGUCGAAAUCGGGCAAAAGAUUGUUGAAGCAUGUGGUGGAGUUCCUCUUGCCAUAAAAGUGGCAGGAAGUCUUGUAUAUGGCCAAGACAAGAAGAAGUGGGAAGCAGUCCAGGAAGUGGGUGUGGCCAACAUGGGCAAUGAUGAUAUCACACAAAUAUUGAAGCUAAGUUAUCAUCAUCUUCCAUUCUCAUUGAAAAAUUGUUUUAGUUUUUGUGCCAUUUUUCCGAAGGAUUAUAGAAUGGAAAAGAACACAUUGAUAAACCUUUGGAUAGCACACAACUAUAUUGUUCCAUCACACAAAGGUCAGAGCAUUGAAGAUGCAGGUGAAGAACAUUUUCUAAUAUUGUUGAGAAGGUGUUUCUUCCAAGAUAUAGAAAAAGAUGUUUAUACAGGUGAGGUAGAUUCGAUUAAGAUUCACGAUCUUUUGCAUGACAUUGCUCAAGAUGUCUCGAGGAAGGAGAUUUUUGCAGGAAGUAGUACCAUACUAAGUGACAACCUACAUAAAAUUAUUCGCCAUCUCUCACUAUUCAACAAAGAAAUUGAUUAUGAAAUCUCUUCGGAUAUACCGCGUUUACGUUCGUAUCUUGAUUAUCGCUAUUUUAUUUUUGGGUAUGUGGAUAAUUUUCAUGUGGAGAAAUUAAUGAAAAGUUGUAGGUACCUAAGGGCAUUAAGAUUAGUAGAUUUAGGAAUUAAAGAUUUGUCAAGUUUAAAUUACGUAGGUGAAUUAUUGCAUCUACGAUAUUUAGAUCUCUCAUUAAAUAUGGCAUUAGAAGUGCUCCCUAAAUCAAUAACAAAAUUAUGUAAUCUAGAAAUAUUAUUGUUAUAUGGUUGUCGCAAUUUAAAAGAGUUACCGGAAGAUUUGAGUAGGUUGAUCAAACUUAGGGUGUUAGAUAUUUCAAGGUGUUCUAAGUUGAAGUAUAUGCCCAAGGGUAUGGAUAAGUUGACAUGUCUUUAUAGACUGAGUGAUUUUAUAGUAGGUGGUAAGGAUAGUUAUUCAAGUUGGUCAGAAUGGUUUUUAGGAUUAGAAGAGUUGAAAGAUCUUAAAAACCUACAUGAUCGACUUAGAAUUAAAAUAAAGUGGCCUAAAAAUGUAAGUCAAGAUCAAAUCUGGGAGGGGAAAAGAUUUUAUUUGAGGGAUAAAAAACAUCUCAAUCACAUUCGUAUUAAUUUUGAUGAUGUGACAAAUUUUGGAAGAGUAUUGGAUAAUGAGGAAGCAAUAAAAUUGAUGAAAGAUCUGCACCCACCUUCUAGUCUUCGCUUUUUUGAGAUGUUUAAUUAUGUUGGUAAGCAAAUGCCAGAGUGGAUAUCCCAUCUUCCAAACCUUGUAAAUCUUGAACUUAUGUUAUGUUACGAUUUUGAGUACCUUGAAUGCUUUGGAAAUGUAGAAGAAAGAUCAAUCCUCCCUUCUCUUCAAAAACUUAAUUUAGAAAUACUACCAAAGUUGAAAGGAUGGAGGAGAGGAGGGGUUGGGGUGGAAGAUAACAACAACUCCUUAUUAUGUCUUCCUUCUUUGAAGGAAUUAUAUAUAUCAUGUUGCGACGAGCUGACGUGUUUUCCGGUGUGUCCCAGAUUAGAGGAAUUGUUUUUAACCAAAUUCAAUACAAGAUUGAAUGGGAUAAUGAGAAGAACAGAAAGAGAUGAUGAAGAAUCAAAUGAAGUCAUUGUUUUGGAAUCUUCAAAAUUGAAACACGUGAAUAUUGAUGAUGUGGCAUGGCUGAAUUCACUGCCUAUUCAGGCUCUUCAACGUCUUGAAACAACAAUAUUUGAGGAUCGGGUUAUGGAGAAUUUGGGAGAAGUUAAGAAGGUGUUCCGUGCUUGCUCUUCUUUUCUCCGAAUUCUGACGAUUAGUGGUUGCCUCAAUUUAAGGAGUAUAGUGGCUGGAGAAUUGGAACAUCUCUCUGCUUUGGAGACAUUAUCUAUUAUAUCAUGUAAAAAUCUGAAAUUCUCGGAAGAAAAAGAAGAAAAUUACGGUGUUGGAUACAAUCCAUCCAUUCUUCCCUCUCUUCUUACCUUGACGUUGUAUGACCUCUUGAAGAUGGAGCAUCUGCCAAACUGGAUGCAAUUCUUGUCUGCUCUUCAAACUCUUGAAAUAAAAAGUUGUUAUAGGCUGAAAGCAAUCCCGAAUUGGAUGCCCAAACUCACCUCUCUCAAGCAACUUCAUGUUAAGCAGUGUUCAAAAAGCCUGGAGAGAAGAUGCAAAGAAGAUCCACCAGGAGAAGACUGGGCUUACAUUCAACACAUCCCCACCAUUCAAUUUAUAAAUUGUUUUUGAAGAGAAUUCUGAUUAAGAUUAUUGGGAUGAAGAGUAUCCUGAUGAAGACAAUGAAUAACUCCAUAGCUCUCCUGGCCCAUCGUCAGGGAACACAAAACUCUGGUUUGGUAAAAAAAGAACUUUACUGUUGGAAUGGUAUAUCUCACAUUCAUGAAUUAAAGAUGAUGUGCUUACUUUAUAAGUCAUUGAAAUCCUUCCUCCCAUAGCUAUGGUUUUGGGAUGGUAUCUCCUUGGUUUGUAAAGUGUAAGCAACUCGUGUUUUUCCGAUUACAUUGAAUGUACUUGUAUUCAUCACAAGAAGCCUAGCUAACAGGCAAGAAGUUCAUCAAUAUAAGUAACUAUUAAUGAUCAUCAACAUUGUUACAUAAUUCACUAGUUAAUUUCGUUUUUAAAUUCGCGAUUCGCUCAUAAUAGCCCAAAACGACAGUAAUUCGCUUUUCGUGAUUCGCGAGAAGAUUAGCGAAUCAUGUAAUAUUGAUCAUCAAUAUAGCUCAACGUUGUAUAGCUUAGUUUUAAAUGAAUGGCUCUCAAAAGUGGUCUAAUAUGAUACUCUUUUUUUUCGAUGCUGCAAUGAACAAUCUGACUUUGGUCCCUAGAGUCUUCUUGCAUUGUAUAUGGCCUCUUUUGCAGAAAACAAAUUUGUAUACCUUCUUUCUAGUGCCACCAUCCUCCUUUGUGUUUAUACUGACCUUUCUCUAAUUUUUGCAGGUGCAAGUUGAAAUUCUACCCAAAACAAAGUCUCAAUUCAUAGCUUUUGUCUUGGGUAAUACUCAUAGCUUUCUUUCUUUGCACAUACGCUCGUAUACCUUGAUAUGCUAGACUGCUGGGCAUCGACCUUGUUGCCAAAAAAUAAGUAUAGAAGGCAGAAAAAUGAUUUCUAGAAGAAAUGAUGGAACAAAAAGCCUUGUAUUUGUAUCUUUGAAGACACUUUUAUAGGUCUUAUUUAAGGUGUGACUAAAUUACCAGCAUUGUUUACCUUGAUCAGAGUAUCAUACAUAUGAUCUUCAAAUCAGCAAAGGCCCUCUGAAGUACCAGUGUAUUUCACUUCACUUUCCCUUACAUUAAGCAGAUUGAAAUGAAUAUUCACUCUAUAAGUUAUCAGAGCCCUUUCUCCCAUAGUCAUAUGGUUUUUGGAUGGUAUUUCCUUAGCUUAUAGAGUGUGUGCAGCUCGUGUUUAAUCAUUUAUAUGCUGACAUUUUAACAUGUACAAGCAUAAAUUAAAAACAUAACAAUGAAUGAUAGUGUACUAUGUUCAUCACUCAUGGAUUUUUAUUCACAAGACUGAAAAAGUUGAUUCUGUAUCAAGUUUGCCAUGUUGAGAGUAAACUGUGAAGGGUCCCGAUCAAGGAGCUUGGCGCUACAAUAUUGUCCUACCUUGCUGCCGUUUCAAGCACCUACACAACUUCUCUAGAUUCAGAACAGCUUUGACUUGAAGAAACAAGGAGGUUUUCUUACUCAGUGCUGCUUUUUUCGAUCUCUUUGAUAGUUCGGUACCUGAAUAUUUGAUCUCACUGCCUUUCAUUAGUUUUUUCUUGCUCGUUAUGUUGAAGGAAAACCGUGGAAGGAACUUGAACAAGGAAUCGAAGACUACUGUAUUGUCCGUCCUACUUUGGAAGAACAUGAAACUGGAGUUGACUUAUUCAACUGCGUACAUUUGAUACUCCACAUUGCAGCACACUUCAGUUUCAUUACAUCAUCCAAGACAAUCAAGUAUUUCUUUCCCGCUAGCUGUUCACGAAGUUGGCUUUUCACCGAAUCCACGGUGGAAUCAAUAUAAUUCUUGCCUAAAAUCUUGCCAAGAGUUUCUUUCACAUCCAGUUGUUUCUGAUCUUGAUCAGAAACACAGGUCCAUAACCUCAAUGGAAAUGCACUUACGAUCCUUGAAUCAUUAAAUACAAGUUUAAGGAAAGAAACAUCAUGCUGAACAUUAGAAUCAAGCAACAUACCAACAAUGCUAUCCCCUGCAUCGACUGAAGAACAUGUUUCAGUUUUUAUCUUCCUGAUAGGCUGAGGAUCAAGCUUAAAGUGAAAGUGACUACUACAAACAAGAACAUCCAACUUCUUGAUAUUCACAACCCCUUUAGGCAUUCUAUAAGUAACAUGAUCAUGUUGUAGAUUAAAAUUCAAAAAGAAGUAGCGCACCUUUUCAGAGAGUCUAUGACAAGAUUUCAGGAGCUUCUUUUGCUUAGCAAGAGUCGAAAACUCAUCCAACAGAUCAUCAACUUCAAAAACAGCAUCCUUCAGCUCAAUCAAAUUCUGUGCUUGAUUAGAAAGAUCCUGCUUGGCCUCGGCAUCACAGAGAACAUCAUUGAUGGUGAUGAUGGUAUUUUUUAGGUAUCAAGUUGGAUUUGUAGCCAGAAAUUGUGAGAAUUUCUUGCAAGUCUGAACAUUACACUGCUGCAAGCAGAGUUUGAUUAACAGUUAAUACAGUUCCCAAAUCCAUGUUCAGUUUCAAUGACAGAAAAUCUUGUACAAGGGUGUGAAACUGAGUUUGGUUUUGGUUAAUGUACGCCUAGCUCAAUUUUUACUUGUUUAUAUCUUGUAGUA